Messenger RNA from Olea europaea var. sylvestris, 1553 nucleotides. RefSeq names its product methionine adenosyltransferase 2 subunit beta. The record is from RefSeq and is a predicted model, not a curated record. The transcript has 6 exons. The coding region runs from base 137 to 1105 and encodes 322 amino acids. Lineage: Eukaryota; Viridiplantae; Streptophyta; Magnoliopsida; Lamiales; Oleaceae.
AAAGGAGUUUUAUUUUGACCUUUUGGGGGUGUUACUUUUGGAAACAUUUGGGCAUCGGCUGAAAUAAACCGUCGUCCAUUUUCUGCGAAACCGACCCUUUACAGUGAGUUCGUGUGGACAAGGGAAAUACAGAGAGAUGUGCGAGAAGCGAGUGCUGAUUGUAGGAGGCACGGGCUACUUAGGUCAGCACCUCUUGCAAUCCUUCGCUGAGAUCCAGCAAACAUCUCCGUGUACUCUUGCAUUUACCUACCAUACUACUCCCCCUCCUCAGCCACUACUCCGUGCCAUUCCUCAUGCUGUUCCUUUCCAAGUGGAUUUGUGCACUGGCGAUGGCCUCCAUGCCGUCACCCAAACAUUGGGCCAGCCUGAUGUGGUGGUUAAUUGUGCUGCUCUUUCCAUUCCUCGUGCCUGCGAGAUGGAUCCUGCAGCUGCCAUGUCUAUUAAUAUUCCUACCGCUCUUAUAAAAUGGCUAUCAAGCUUUAGUGGGAAAAAUACUCUUCUGAUUCAUUUAUCAACUGAUCAAGUUUAUGAAGGGAUAAAGUCCUUCUAUAAGGAAGAAGAUGAGACUGUUCCAGUGAAUGUUUACGGGAAGUCUAAAGUUACUGCAGAGCAGUUUGUAUGUGCAAACUGCUCGAACUUUGCAAUUUUGAGAAGCAGUAUAAUCUAUGGACCACAGACUAUCUCACCUGUUCCAAAGUCACUUCCAAUUCAGGUGCAUUGGAUGGAUAGUGUUCUUGCUAAGGGGGAGCCACUAGAUUUCUUUCAUGACGAGUUUCGUUGCCCUGUCUAUGUGAAGGAUCUUGUCACAGUCAUACGGACACUGACUGACCGAUGGAUCGCAGAGGGUAAUCAAAUGCAGUUGCUUCUAAAUGUUGGCGGCCCAGAUAGGGUAUCCCGGUUUCAAAUGGCUGAGGCUGUUGCCCAUGCUAGAAAUUAUAACACAUCAUUGAUCACACCAGUCUCUGCAUCGUCUGUUGAUCGAGGUGUCAAAUCCCCUGCUGAUAUUUCCAUGGAUAUCACUAAGCUGAUUCAGAUGCUGCAUAUUUCUCCAAUUUCAUAUGCAAAAGGUGUCAGGUUGACACUUGAUGCUGAAGCCAGUUCAUGAUUUUAAAAGAACUUGUUUCCGUCAUUCUUUUCCGAAUGGAUCUUUUUAUAUGGUUUUCAUUUCCUUCAUUACCAAGUCUAAUUGGGUGUUGAAUGCACAGGCCAUUACUGGAAUUAGUUUGGCUUGAAGACUGAAACUGCUUGUGAUUUGGGAGUUUAUAAACUUGUUGCUAAUAUAACUAAUAAUGCACAGCCAAGUGCAUGAACGUGAAAAGGAUUACAAUACUUACUGUCAUGAUGCCAUAGUAAGUGGUUUUCUGUGUUUAUGGAUAUCAUGAAUGGCCUUGGAGGAUGCAGGAUUGUAGUGUUUCUAUUAGUUGUUUUAAGCACUUGCAGAGAAACUUUGCAAUACUUUUCCCAUUGUGGCUUCAAAGUAGAAGAAAGAAGUGAAAUGCUUGAUCUUUUGCUACAUUGUGAAAGCCUAUCAUAUUUUAUUUUUAUUUUUAUUA